Molecule: messenger RNA, 1653 nt
Organism: Paramormyrops kingsleyae
Lineage: Eukaryota; Metazoa; Chordata; Actinopteri; Osteoglossiformes; Mormyridae
Source: RefSeq, a predicted model, not a curated record
CAGAGAUGAUAUACGAUACCUUUUGUUAACUAAUUGUGCGUUAAAGACACUCGCUCAUGGUAUGACAUGGAGUAACGUUAUUACUUUGGACCUUACAAUCAGCUGCUCCAAGUGCUAUUUCCGAACAUAAUUAAAGACAAAGAUGAAAGACGCCGCAGGAAAAUAACCCGGAACUUAUUUAUUGUAUAACUACUUUUGCACCAUAAAUCUGUGUUCUUAUGAGCGCCACCAACACAAUCUACAUUUUAAUCUAUAAAAUGAAAAAACAACCGCAAGCGCGCAGACAAAUCCACGUCCGGGGCCGUGUCAUCACCGCCUUCUCUUUUAUUGUAAAGGUCGAUCGCGAUAGACGCGUACCUGUCAGGUAGCGUACGUGGAUACUUAAGCAAAAGCGGUGACGCACAAGGCGUUGAAUCUAACAUCGGCUUCGCUCUAGUCGAGCGGUAAUGGGUGACAUCAAGGCGAGUUUAUUCCUGGCGCUUUAUGGUCUGUUGCUGCUGGGCUGUUAUGCUGAUACUACAAACCCGCCCCCCACGUGUGGGCCAGGUCAGUGCUCAAAGUCACAAGAAACCCCCCUGGUCCAGAGGGUGAUGUUUCAGAAGUGCAACUCCAGCCUAGGUUACUGCAUUCACGGGGAGUGCAUACAGCUGGUGGACAUCCCCGACCCCCACUGCAAGUGUCAGUUAGGUUAUGUUGGACCCAGGUGUGAACUUCUAGAUCUAGACAAGAUCAUUCAGCCAACAAUAAGUGAGGAGCACAUCAUCCUCACCGUGGUGUGUGUUGGGCUGUUGCUCAUUGGGAUUGCAGGCCUCCUCUACUUCAGCAUCAAGUGGUAUGUGUACGUGUGUAUGCCCGCCUGUGUGUGUGUGUGUGUGUGUGUGUGUGUGUGUCUCAUCUGGUUGACUCUUACAAAACUCUUUCUGUCUGGACAGGUCCCAGAAGAACAGAAGACCACCUCCAGAGAAAAUGUAUCAGGAAGUGCAGAUGGCUUGAGCAACAGCUGUGUGUGUGUAUGUGUGUGUGUUCCUUUAUGUACUGACUAUGAGUUUGACCAUAUUUAUAAUGAGAAAUAGCUCAACAGGUGUUUUAAGAACUCAAGUUACAAAUAAAUAAAAAAAAAUAUAUAUAUAUAUAUAUAUAUAUAUAUAAAAUUUUAUAUAUAUGGAAUUCAUAAUAUAUUCUUACGGACUUUAAUCUUGCUAGAAACAUGGUAAAAAUGUCAGUUGGAGUCAUUGGCAGAUAGUGUACCGGUUUUGUGGUUACGACAGUCAUGCUUUUAAUUUCUGCAAGGGCGGGGCUGUGUGAGUCACGGGUCUCAUGGGAGUGUCCUCCCAGGUGUCUGUUUCUGGGAGGUGCAGCAUUCUCUGAACUGGACCUGUCCUUUUCGUUCAGCCUGCCAAGAAGCACUCUUGUCCUUUACUCUGAUUCACAACUGAAUAGCACAGUGAGGGGAGUCGGCAAAAGUAAGUGGCCGCCAAUCUCCACCCAACAAACAAAACCUCCGUUGCAGAAGAACCGGUCCCCCAGGAGGAAUAUUUGAUCCAAUAAACAGACAUACUCCACUGCAAAACUACAAAUGAUGCAUUGUUAUAUGGAUGUCUCUGCAUGUUUACAUUUUUGUAAAAAAAAAAAAAAGAAAAAAAAACAUUAAAU